Daldinia vernicosa is the source of this 1113-nucleotide messenger RNA. Its product is annotated as MRP-L47-domain-containing protein. Gene Ontology annotation, biological process: mitochondrial translation. The record is from RefSeq and is a predicted model, not a curated record. The coding region runs from base 91 to 933 and encodes 280 amino acids. Gene Ontology annotation, cellular component: mitochondrial ribosome; mitochondrial large ribosomal subunit. The transcript is spliced from 2 exons. Gene Ontology annotation, molecular function: structural constituent of ribosome. Lineage: Eukaryota; Fungi; Ascomycota; Sordariomycetes; Xylariales; Hypoxylaceae.
CGUCACAGUCGAGAUCACAAUUAAUACAUAUCGCAUACCUACGGGAUAUCCCACCUGUACGGCAUUCCCGAGGUACGAGGUAGUGAAUUCAUGGCGACAACUACCUCUGUCCGGCCUGCAAUUGGCCGGAUAAUAAGCGCUGCUGGGAACCAGCAUGUUGCGAACCCGUCGUCUCUGAGCGUGCUCUUAAUAAGAGCUGCGACUCAAAGUUGCCCCUUCUCCUCGACCCCAGACCGAAGUAUGCGCCGGGCGCGCCGCGACAACAACAAACAGCGUGGGCUGAGCAGCAUAUACCGGUCAGGGCCGCGAUUUAGGAUGAACAUCGAGAAGGGUCAGCUACCGAAACCGGUAGAUUUCAAGCCGGACGUUAAAGUCGACCCGAACCACGGACUAUGGGAGUUUUUCUACUCCAAGGAGAGGCUCCUGCUUACUCCCGAUGAGGAUUCCGAGCACGGACGCGGGUGGACCGUCGAGGAGCUGCGACAUAAAAGCUGGGAGGACCUGCACAAGCUCUGGUGGGUUUGCGUCAAGGAACAAAACCGCAUUGCUACGGCGCGGAAGGAGAAGGCCCGGCUGAAGCUUACGAACGGGGCAGACAUCAUGGAAGAAAGGCUAUCAGAGGUCCGCAAGACUAUGAAGUCGAUCAAGCACGCCCUGACGGAACGGUACUACGUAUGGGAGGACGCGAGGAAGCUAGCCGAGACAGACCCAGAAAUCGAUCUUGCCAACACAAACCGCCCUUAUACUCCGAGUUCGUAUUUCGACGAAGACGUGAAGGAGGCGGAACCAGCAGAGGAGCAAAAGGAGACACAACAAGAGGCGUCAUCGGAACAACAGCAGGAGGGAUUAGAAAAGUCGGCAGCUGAAAAGGUUGAUCCGUCUACGCUUCCGCCUAGUGCUACAGAGCCUCAACAGCCCUCGACGAGAGUAUGAGCUUACGAGUAACUAUAUGUAUUGAUACAGGGUAUAAGCUCCGGGAAUGGAGCAUGUAAAUAUGUUACAUUAAGCCAAAAGCCAAAAGCCAAAAGGGUUGCAAGAUGAAUUGUAAAUCUACCUUAAUGCCCAAGCUUAGGUUAGGUACAUAAUUCGUAAACUCAUAUUAGAUGGCUUCAA